CGUGAAGCUGUAAUGAAGUUAACAGCUUUCCGUUCCUGCAAUUUCCGAAUUCAUAGAUAGAUGGCCGCAGACUUCACAAGCACGAUUUUAAGUGAUGAUAUUUUAAUCGUGGAAAAAGAGGAUAUAAAAAAUGUCGAAGAGGGAGUACCACUGAUCUUUGAAGUUGGCGAUGGAAAAAUUUCAGUUGUGGAGGAACUGGUUACUUCUGGCGAAAGUCUCGAAAGUAUCUCGCCAGCCAGCACUCGUGAAGAUGAUAUUGAGCAAGAAAUAGAAGAAGAACUUGCAAAUAAUCUUACAACUAUAAGAAGAGUAUAUUUUCAACCAGAGUUUAUUUCAACGGAUUUCGUGAGAAAAGUAUGGACUGCAUUUCUGACGUUCCAUGUUUUCGUUAUUCCUGCUAUAAUUGGAAUGAUCCUAAGCGUCGUUACCAGACUCGGUAUUCCAGAAUUAAACGAUCCUUAUCAGGAUAUAAAGUACAGCGUGAUGAUCGGUUUCUUAGGAUCUUCUGUACUGGUUGGCCUUCCCUUUCAUAUGCUGGCAUUGGCUGAUUUGGAAGACACAGUCAACGACGUGAUGCUGCAGGCACAGACGGAUGGAAGCGAGAGGAACACAAAUCGUGAAUCUUCCAUUCAUUCUGACUCAGACGACACACUUGAUAGCCCGCCAUACUUCUAACUGCUGACUGAAUGUCCAAAAUAUGAUAUCAUUAGAACAACGAGCUUCAAUAAAUCAAUUCAGCUUUUUCCCAUCUUGCCAAUCGAUGUCGCAAUCAAGAAAUUUUAUUAUAUAGAAUAUUCUAUGGCUAUAAAGUAAUUGCUGAUUUAUAUUAUUUUGAAA
This is a messenger RNA of Argiope bruennichi, 837 nucleotides long. RefSeq lists its product as uncharacterized. NCBI's taxonomy places the organism in Eukaryota, Metazoa, Arthropoda, Arachnida, Araneae, Araneidae. The coding region runs from base 61 to 675 and encodes 204 amino acids. The transcript has 4 exons. The record is from RefSeq and is a predicted model, not a curated record.